AUGGACUCUAGGAAACUGGUGCUCUGGAUGAGCGAGGAGUGUUUCGGCACCGGAGAGGGAGGAGUGCUCAGGGAGGUGCGGGGCACGGGCAGCGUAUCAGGGAGCAAGGAGGAGACGUCGGAGGCAACAGGUGGAGGAGGAGGACGCAGGCUGAACUUCUUCAGAGAUGUCCCCAAUUUCAGAGUGUUGGCCUGUGGAGGUGAUGGCACUGUUGGCUGGAUUCUGGAUUUUAUAGACAAAGCCAACCUGGAAAGGAACCCGCCUGUGUGUAUACUGCCUCUGGGAACAGGAAACGACCUGGCGAGAUGUCUGCGAUGGGGCGGAGGUUACGAGGGGGAGAGCCUGCUAAAGAUUCUGCGGGACAUUGAGAACAGCUCUGAGGUGAUGCUGGACCGCUGGAAGAUUGAUGUCACACCCACGGACAAGGAGGAGCGAGGAGACGUCGUGCCUUACAGCAUCAUCAACAACUACUUCUCCAUCGGAGUGGAUGCUUCCAUAGCACAUCGUUUCCAUGUGAUGAGGGAGAAACACCCGGAGAAGUUUAACAGCAGAACAAAGAACAAACUGUGGUACUUUGAGUUUGGAACUUCAGAGACAUUCUCCGCCACGUGUAAGAAGCUCCACGACUUUUUGGAGGUCGAGUGUGACGGCGUUACCCUGGACCUCAGCACCAUCUCCCUGGAAGGCAUUGCGAUUCUGAACAUUCCCAGCAUGCACGGCGGCUCCAACCUCUGGGGUGAGAGCAAGAAGAGGAGGGGACACCGGAAGGGAGGCAAAAAAGGCCAAGAGAAGAGGACCCCACUGCUCGAUCCCAAGGAGCUCAUGUUUGCUGUUCAAGGUAACGAAUAUACACACAUGAACUACACCAGGGACAAAGUACUAGGUGUAAAAGUAACUAGGUGUAAUACAUUGUUUCCCAAAGACUGGGUUACUUUCAUAGGGUACAUCCUAGGGCAGGGGUCCGGGAAGCGGUCACUUGGUACUGGGCCAGAUUGGGACAACAUUAGACCGACACCGAUCCGGAGUAUCGGAUCGAGGAACCCCUUCUAA
Cynoglossus semilaevis (tongue sole) is the source of this 1050-nucleotide messenger RNA. Its product is annotated as diacylglycerol kinase beta-like. Gene Ontology annotation, cellular component: plasma membrane. NCBI's taxonomy places the organism in Eukaryota, Metazoa, Chordata, Actinopteri, Pleuronectiformes, Cynoglossidae. Bases 1 to 1050 code for a protein of 349 amino acids. Gene Ontology annotation, molecular function: ATP-dependent diacylglycerol kinase activity. Gene Ontology annotation, biological process: phospholipase C-activating G protein-coupled receptor signaling pathway. The transcript has 8 exons. The record is from RefSeq and is a predicted model, not a curated record.